ACCUACGUAGACCUCAUUCCGGUCCCGUCUCUGCUAAUAUCUCUGUCCAAACACUCCAAAUUACACGCUAGCUCUCUGUGACAUACAAAACAAAGGCGCACAGCAGGGAGAGCCAUUUUUAAAGAGCAAGAGAAACACAGCUCUCUCACUUAGUGUGAGUCACCAAGACUCCAAGAGAUAGAGAGAGAGAGAGAGAGGGGCAUGGGACCAUUGUCCUGUGCUUAAAUUCGAUAUUUUUUUCGUGAACGACACGAUCCGACUCUGCCGCUCUAUCUCUCUCUCUCUCGCUCUCUCUCUCUCUCUCUUAUAACAACAACACCCUUUGCAAUUUCAGUCUCCUUUCUCUCACUACCUCAGUACUCUCAAACUUUCUCUCUUUCGAUCUCCAUGGAAAUGGAAGACCAGUAUGGUUUAGGAGAUCUCAGGCAGCUCAUGAACGGAACUGGUAGGUCUCACUUCCCGGCCAUCCAGACUCCGACGGAGCUCUUCCCCAGUAGCCACCACCAUAGGCCUCAGCUCCUCGCUCCGGCCCAUCAUCAUCAUCAUCAUCAUCAUCAGCAUCAGCAGCAGCAGCAGCAUCCCUACGAAAUCAUGAUGAUGGGCCGGCUUCAGACCUCCCACGACAUCAUACCACGUGGGAUUCAUGAGUUUCGGUCUGCUGACUCGGCCGGUGGUUGUGGUGGUGGUGGUGGUGCUUGUACUAAUAAUACUGUUGCGGCUACUUCUUCUCUCAGUGGCGGCGGUGGUCUGGAGGCUGAGGGCGGAGGCUGUCUCGGCGGUGAUGGCGGGUCCGGGAGGUGGCCGAGGCAAGAGACUCUCACGCUUCUGGAGAUCCGGUCACGACUCGAUUACAAGUUCAAAGAGGCUAAUCAAAAAGGGCCGCUCUGGGAUGAAGUCUCUAGGAUCAUGUGUGAGGAACAUGGGUAUCAAAGAAGCGGAAAAAAAUGCAGGGAAAAAUUCGAAAACUUAUACAAGUAUUACAAGAAGACAAAGGAAGGGAAGGCCGGAAGACAAGAUGGAAAGCACUAUAGAUUCUUUCGGCAGCUUGAAGCUCUCUAUGGCGAAACUAGCAACAACAUUGCCGUCUCAUCACUCCCACCAGAUCAAUCCCAUUUCGUCGGUAAUAAUAAUAUCAAUAACAAUAAUAAUACUUUUCGUUAUCAAGCUCAACCGAGUCAUCAAGAUACUACUACCGCUACUACUUAUCAGUCCACUCAAAGCGUCUCGAACUCUUCCGAUUUCGAGGACUCGUCUUCCUCGGAGGACAACGACGGCAGUGCCAUUGCUCCGAUGGACGAUGAAGUGCUUGAGAUGAAGAGGACGAGGAAGAGGAGGGGAUGGAAGGUAAAGAUAAAGGAGUUUAUCGACGUGCAAAUGAGGAAGAUGAUGGAGAAGCAAGAGGAGUGGUUGGAGAAGCUGAUGGGCACGCUUGAGCAGAAAGAAAGGGAGAGGGUGUUGAGAGAGGAAGAGUGGCGAAAACAAGAGGCGGGCCGGGUGGAGCGAGAGCAGCAGUUUUGGGCUAAAGAGAGAGCUUGGAUUGAAGCAAGGGAUAAAGCUCUCAUGGAUGCAUUGCAGAAAUUAACAGGAAGUAGUACUAGUCAUGAAGUAAAGACUUCUUCUUCAACCCCUGAUCAUGAUCAUGAGGAUAUUGUGAGUGAGCAAGAGACAUGGCCGGAAUGCGAGAUUAACAAAUUGAUUCAGUUGAGAGGAAGCAUGGAGUCGAGGUUUAGUACUAGUCAGAGAGGUGGGUGUGUGGAGGAAAGACUUUGGGAGGAGAUAGCGGCGAAGAUGAGUUGUUUGGGAUAUGAAAGGAGUGGAAUGGUCUGCAAGGAGAAAUGGGAGAGCAUAAACUAUGUGAGGAAGUGUUCCAAAGAGUUGUUCAGUAAGAAGAGGAAGGAGAACAAUUCAAGGUCAAGCUCUUGUUACUUUGGGAACAAUGAGUCAAAUUCCUCAUUGUAUAGUAGUCAAGGAGGAGUCUAUGCUACAUGUGAAAUGAAUAAUCAUGAACAAGGUAAUGGUGGUUCUCCCUCUAAUAAUCCAAAUGUAGGCAAUGCUGCAGUGGUGAACGACACUUGUUUUCCAUUUUUGAUGGGCGAAGGAGACAAUUUGUGGGAGAACUACGGGUUGAAGCUCAGCAAGGGUAGCCAAAACCAGUGAAUUAGAGAUGAGGAAGAUGACAAAAAACUUGUAAAGGGUAAUUGGAAGGUGGUUUUGCUGACUUGUUAUAUAAGCAAGGAGCUAACUGAGGAUUUAUAUAUGUAUAGGAGAGGUUUGAUGUUUAAAUUUUAGAGGGAGGAAAAUAAAUUAAGCAUUUUAUUUUCUUUCUGGAGUACUACUAUUUAAUGCGGAAGGGAGAUCGAGGUUGAAGUGGUGCUAAGUGUUGGGAUUGUCAUCCUCCAACCCAACCUUAAUUUUCAAAGUUUUAUAUAUCGACCUUUAAUUAUUAUGCAAA
Molecule: messenger RNA, 2452 nt
Organism: Rosa chinensis
Lineage: Eukaryota; Viridiplantae; Streptophyta; Magnoliopsida; Rosales; Rosaceae
Product: trihelix transcription factor PTL
Exons: 2
Coding region: 388-2157 (589 amino acids)
Source: RefSeq, a predicted model, not a curated record